AUGCCGAGUGCGAGACGACGUCGAUUUUCAGUCCAAAAUGAAAUGAUAAAUCAUGAUACUGUAAAAUUGCAAAAUGAAACCCAAAUCAGCCAACAAGAUUUCAAUUUAGAUAUAAAUACACCCCAGCACUAUUUUGGAGGACAUAAAACAAGGUAUCGAAACAGAAUAAUACCCAAUACAUCGAAAAGGUCAUCCUGCUUAGAAGUCCUUACUGAAUGUAAAAGCGCCACAUCAACGUCAAUUAUUCAAAAUCAGACAUUAACAUCGGAUAAAGAAGUAACAGCAAGUUCUAGUAAUAUUAAUCUUUUCACCAUUUUUAACUCCCCUAACUGUCUUGCUGUUGUUGGCUCCAAGGAUAAAGAAGACAAUGAAAAAGAUCUCAAAAAAGCUAAUGUAGAACACAUUAUGCGCAGAGACAGAACUCCACGUCGAGAUAAAUAUCUUCACCGUAUAAAAGUUAGAAGUCCUAAACGCAAAGCACCAGUAAUUGAUAAAAAUCCUAAGAAGCGAUCAAUUGGUAUAAAUUCAACAAAUUUUGACAUAGAAACACAAAGUCAACAAAGUUUACAGGUUGAAGUUUUAAAAGAAGUUAUAGAUGUUGGUGAAAACACCGAAGAAGAUGAAAGAUUUAGCAAUCAUUCUUUAGAGGAUAUGUGUCGUAUUUGUCAUAGUGGAGAAGGAGUUUCAGCGGAACUAGGGAAUCUUAUUUCAGCGUGUUCCUGCAGAGGAACUAUUGGAAGAGUUCAUAUAAAAUGUUUGGAGCGAUGGCUCACCGAAUCAGGGAAGUCACGAUGUGAAUUAUGUGGAACAAAAUACAUAACCCGCCGUGUUCAUAAAUUUGGAGUCUUGAAAGCUAUUGCUAUGUGGAUUCUCAGUCAUAACUCUAAACAUAUGAUCGUUGACUUCUUUGGCAUUUUGAUAAUGACACCAAUAGCGGUGGUAGCUGCAGGAUUAACGGGAAGGACCUUUGCUGGUCUUAUGGCACAGGAUCACCUUACACCUUGGCCUCUAGCCUCGACAUUCGUACUAGCUUGUAUGACUCUGGUGUGUUAUUACUGCUGGAUAGUCUCAGCCUUGACUCGUCACGCACUCGGAUGGUGGAUCUGGUACAGGUCUCACUACGAAGUGAGACUUCAAUUGCAAGAAAAUGAAUCGUAA
Messenger RNA from Danaus chrysippus (African queen), 1158 nucleotides. NCBI's taxonomy places the organism in Eukaryota, Metazoa, Arthropoda, Insecta, Lepidoptera, Nymphalidae. The record is from the annotation of a GenBank genome assembly.